Molecule: messenger RNA, 5391 nt
Organism: Auanema sp. JU1783
Lineage: Eukaryota; Metazoa; Nematoda; Chromadorea; Rhabditida; Rhabditidae
Source: the annotation of a GenBank genome assembly
AUGGAAAGUAAUAAGGACGAUGUACCAGAGAGAGAAAAAUCACCAGUUCAGGAAGAAAUUGUGGAAACCACUGCUCCUGAAUCUGUUGGUGAGGUAGUGUUGGACGAAGAAAACGACGAUGAAUACGAAUGUAAUAUUAGUAGUCAGUUUGAUCAAACACUCCUUUUUGAUCUCUAUCAGCCUAUAGAAACGGAUGAUUUUCGCUUACUCUGUAAAAUAUGUCUCCAAUUAGGAAAGCAAAUGCUUUUCGAUGAUAAACAACAAUAUGCAUCUCAUCGCUAUAAAGUUCAUGGCUCUUAUAAUAAUAGUGUUGCUUGUCCCAUGUUGGGAUGCCGUGAAGUAUAUGCGUCUUUAAUUAUUUUGAGAAAACAUUUGAUGAGUGAACAUAAGCUACCAUUAGAAACACAUCACCAAAUCUUUCCAAACAUGGGCGAGUUUGAAAGAUGGCGUCAACUCGUGGAACUUGCAUCCAAUUGUAGAUAUAUGAUGCAUACUAAACAACCUCAUUACAAACGACAAGUGAUGCAUUGUUCGAGGAGUGAGCACAAGAUGGUCCUACAGUCUAAAAAACAUCGUCUACCUCGCUUGCGGAUGCUGAAAGAAGGGUCUUGUUGUCCAGCGUUUGUUUCUUUCAGAAUAGAAGAGAAAACGGGCCGCGUACACUGUUUCUACCAGCUCGUGCAUGUCGGGCAUGCAACUCAGGAUGACACAGAAGAGACCAACGAUUCCAAUCAGCAGUCUACUUCCUACAGCGAAAGAACUGUUGGUCGACUGCCAUCUCUUCAUUUUCCUGAAAAGCCAACUUACAUCGGAGAGCGUGCUAUGCAAUACCUGCAGAUUGAUCUGAUUGACAUGGAUAGUACUGUAUAUGCAACUGUUGUUUAUUCUAAUGUGUUAAUGGUUACUGAUUUGUAUACUGGCUAUAUGUGGGCAAAGCCCUUGCCUGGAUCAGCCCAAAAACAGUUGAUUCUAAGAAUCCUUUCUGAUUUAUUCUGUCAAUUCGGAGCUCCAGAGGGAUUUUCAUGUUCUGCUAGCCAUUCCCAACGCAUGAUAAGAGAAGCUAUGAAUGCGAUUGGAGAUGUGUUCCGUGCCGAAAUUCGCGAAGUUUUCAAUGAGAUGCCUGAUUAUGAAUGGCUUAGAAAUAGCCUUCUUAGCCAAGCUUCAGAAGAGUUGAAGUCUCCCAACCGUUGGGUUGAAGUUUUGCCAUUUACUAUUAUGUCUAUCAACCAAUCAGGACAGAGGAGCUCUUUCGAAAGAAUGUUCAAUAGAAAACCGUUCGGAGAUACAUUCCCACCUUGGCUUAAUGAGAGUGAAGCAUACUUCGAGGACAGUGAUCAGUUUGAAUCGGAGAUCCAGCAUCAAGUAUCAGCUAGAUAUCAAGUUGGAGACAAAGUUUAUUUGAGAAAUUUAAACUCAAGACCUGGAAGAGGAAAUACAUCUCCUUACUUAUAUGGUUACAUUGGCGAAGUAGAUUGGAAAGAUAGCCCCCACUUUCCAUAUAAAGUUCACUAUUCCAAAAGUAGUGAACCUUGGCCUCAUGAAGUCAACGUGUUCACAUGGGUCACUCCGUAUGAUGUUCUUCCCACCAGUCAUGACUUGAUGCUCAUCAGAGAUGAAGAUCGCAGACGUGUGAUGUCCACUUUACUCUGUACUUGUCAAGAUAAGUCGGACACGGGAGAAACUUGUCAACUUUUCCGGAAUCAUGCUUGUAUGAACGCAAUGUCUAGAGUUUGCUGUCUUGCUAGUGGAUACGAGUGUGGAUAUCAUGAUCUCGUCCGUGGAGAAGAAAGCUAUAUAAAAACUCAAACGAUCUCACGAUAUUAUGCAUCUAAUUGUAGCCCAGCAGAAAAGAAAAAACUGGGGGAAAUAAUAAGGACUCGGUUCGCUAAAGCUAGUCCCACGAACGACGGUGGCAAUGCUUCCACUGAGGAUUCUAAUGUUGAACCCAUAGAUGUGGGAGAAAAUGGUGAAGUUACUAGUUUAGUUCGUCCUUCCAUAUUGAGAAGUCGAAAAAGACCUACUAGAUCAGCUAGCCGAAUAAUUGUACAUACUAAUGAUACUGAACCUGAGCAGCAUGGAUCUUAUAGAGAUCCCCGACAUCGCGUUCAGAUUAUAACGGACGGAGAGCAGGCACCUCCCAGGGUUAAAAGAGUUCAGGUUAAGCGUCGACGAUUGAGUGAUCAGUUGAAUGAUCUAACUGCGAAUAUAACAUUUGAAGUUCAGGGAGACAUACAUAGUCCAAAAGAAGAACCAGUAGAACAAGUGGAAGUACUGCAGAUCAGAAGAUCAGCUCGCCCGAUCAAAAUCAAAUCGCUGGGGAAGCUCCUUGUUUUGAGAGACAAGUUUGACUCUGUAGGAGAAUGUCUCUCACGAAUGGUUCAUUCAGCGGGGGUUGUCCAGAACAAAAUCCAUGGCUUAUCAGAAAAAGAAACCGUCGAUGCCAUAAACACUCUAGUGGCUGAAAUCAAAAUCGACCCUGUUGUUAGUGGUUUAGUUUGUUUACUAAUGUCCGAACCGGAACAAUUUAAUAAGUAUUUCCAUUUACUUGCUGCCGUUGGUGAAUGGUUUCCCGUACUUUGUGUUGUAAAUAUGGUUAUCAUAGAGGGAUAUCAUAAGUUGCAAGAUCACUGUAAAGCUGGUCUUGUCAACUUUUUUAGAGAAACUAUCAGAUUAAAUGUUCCUAAGAUUGAAAAUGUUGUUAUGAAUCAGCUAAGAACAUUCAAUGGAACUGGGGAUUGGGAAAGCAAAAUCCGUUUUUCCUAUAUGAUGGGAAAACUUCUUCAAGAGAAUGAACAGUGGCUGCUGUCGGUUAAACCUGGCUCUUACAUAUUUUCAAUGAUUUUAAGUACUUUUGGUCACUUAAUUGCUGAUAUCUCAACUCAAAAAGACGCUGUUCGUCAAACUUUGAUUCAUGUGUGUGUGUUUAUUAUCCGAAAUCGUAUUAAUGAUGCUUGUAUGUUGGGUAGGGAUUUGAUCCUCAUCUUGAUGCGUCUUUCGAAAGUUCCGCAAUUUGCUCAAAUUUGGAAAGAAAUGAUCAAUACGCCGAAAACUUUGCAUAUUAACAGUCUCGAGGAUAUAAUGUUCCGGACUAAUCAAUUAUAUCAUUCAUCUCUUCGCUUAUCACCUGAACUGACUAAAAAAGUAGACUUCAUAUUGUGGCAGGUCAAACCAAAUAUUCAAUAUAAGCAUUUUGAAUGGCUUACGUCUGCACAUUUAUCCGGCCCAGACUCAGCUAGUUUACGAGCGGAGAUGAUUCGUUAUACACUUUAUUCGGUAAAAGAUAAUAUGCCUCCUCAGUUCUGUGAUGCCAAAAUCCAUUUCUUGCAAUAUUUGUUAGGAAAUGCACAGACGGGAUAUGAACUUCAGUGGUGUAAAACAGCUCUUUGGAUUGAUUGGAUCCUAUAUGAUUCAAACUGCCCCCUCUCCAUCAUUGAACCUGUGCUCGCCUUAGUUCGUUUCACUCUGAGUGCUCAAGCCGUGAAAGCAAAUUCUUUGAUGGAGUACGCUUGCAAGACGGUCAAUGUUCUUCAUCCUCCCAUGAAAGAGCAAAUCAAACGUGCUAUCAAUCAAGCGAUGAGGAUUGUUGCUGAUUUUUAUGCUUCUACAAAUCAGCACAUUUCUAACAUUCUGGAAAAUGUACGGUUGGAUAAACCAGUGAGGGAGCAAAUACGAGAAGUAUGGAAAGAUUUUGUUCGAGCUCCCGUUACCCCAACUAUCAACAGUUCGCCAGUCACGGUUCCUCCCACAACCGCUCCUAUACCCAUACCUUCAACUGCUACUCCACCUGUUCAAACUCCUCUCGUGGUGGAGAAAGAAAAGAUUAGAACUGAAUCGAGAGAAGAAAAAAUUGAGACUGAAGUUAUUGAAAGAAAAUCUCCUAGUCCUUUAUUAGGGAGUUCGACUGCAAGGGCACUAAACAAGGAGGAGGUUGAGAAAGAGGUUGAGGCAAAUUACCAAUUACUACGUGAAGAUCUGAAACCUAUGAUAGGCAUUCUCAGGGAGGCUUUCCAGUCUCAAGAGGCGGAUGAAAGUGAGAAGAGUGAAGCGGUUCAACGAUUUCUUAGUCGGUUACUCGAAUUUGAGGACGGGGUUGAUGAAGAACAAUUAGAAGUUAUGGGUCAUUGUGUGCUAGGAAUUUUGGGAAGGCCUCAGGAUUGGGGUCGUUUUGUUUAUCCGGAGAUAGUUACUGAUUCAGUUCUACAAGAAUCAUUUAAUCAUCCUCUCUACAUCAUAUUCAGGAACUUCUGUUUCACUCCGGCUAUUGAUGGUUCAACGCGAUCAGUAAUGAUAUCUCUCAUUGCUGCAAUGAGGGAUAAGGAUAACACCAUCACUUACGUGUUCUUGUAUUUCAUGAAGGCUGGUGUUCAAAGUUUCACAGAAACAGUAUUGUGCUAUGAUGAGAUUGCUAGAGCAUGCGGGAAAGAUGUUGGGGAAAUGCUUGCAGAAGAUCUUCAACAAUGUGCACUAGAUGAUGAUCGCCUUUUUGCCUAUUUAUUGCCUUUCGUAUUCAGAUCAUUCUCCGGAAAUGCCCACUCCACGCCUGAUGUGUUCAAGACCAUAUGUCAUUUCCUCGACUCAACUCAGCUGAACGAUUUAGUAGGAGCCAUAAUAAGAGAAAACUGCCAACUCUUCCGCAAAGAUAAUUUCCCUUCUCUGGUUACGGCUUCGUUCACCUGGGAGACAACUGCUCAGUGGAUAUUUUGGCAAUUAGUUCAUGCGGAAGGCGUUCCAAUUGAUUGGGUGAGCACUUUGUUGCCUAAAAUCGACAGUAUAAAGAAUGGAGAAGGCGCUACUAAUAUAUUGUUAAUGUUAAAGCGGAUGGAUCGCGAACCAACCACAGGUUUAAUAAGACAAAUUUUGUCGAGGCAGCCAAUACUUGAAGAUACAUUUACUUCAAAUGCUUUAAAAGUGCUGAUUGAUGAUGGUGAGAUGUGCACGAAAGUAGCAGAAAUUGUAGGAGCAAUACUGAAAAAACAAAUCGCUUCCGGUGAUAUCAUGACAGUAUCAGUGGCUAAGGGCCAAGGAAAGAAGACCACGCCUAAACUUUCCAUGGAACAAGUUCUGAGUCACAUCGAGAACUUCAUACAGCUUUGUCUGAACAAAGAUAAGAAAAGCACGGAGAAUUUACUGUCAAAGAAUUAUGUACAGGAUGCAUUCCAAGCAAUCAAAGCCAAUGAGAAAACCACCUUCUUGCGGUCCAAGUACAUGCAACUUUUCGCUGUUAUUGAGAUAUUGGGAGAAGACAAUCAUGGGGUCUCACGAACAUUACGAGGAAAUAGAUCUGGAACUGCGGGAAAACAAACGAAGAAAAAAGAAGAAGAAGUGGAUGAAUCCACACCUACUAAAAAGAAGAAGCCGCGCGUGAUUCACUUGGAUUCUGAUAGUGAUUGA